UUUGUGACUUCGUGAGAGAAGUUAAUCGCCCCAGCACACCACCGCCCGCCUCCGUAUCCUGCGCGCCCCACGCCACCACAAGCUUCCUUCCCUCUCGCCUUGGUCGGGGGCGCUUGCUAGGGUUUGGGAAUCCGAAGGGGGCCAUGGCUUCCCUCGCAAUGCCGGAGGCGGGAGCGCGGGCCCGCGGCGAGGAGGCAGAGCCGGUGACGCCGCCGCCGCAGCAGCAGGCGGAGGGGUCCCAGGCGGUGGACGAUCGGCGUCUGCUGCGGUCGCAGUACCUCGCCGUGAAGAGCCUCAUCAGCGAUGAGAAGGAUGAUAUGGCUAACGCGGACUCCGAAAAGUUCCGCUCCAUCAUCAGCAAGGUGGAGAGCCUGCACGAGCAUGUUCAGAGGCCAAGGGAGCAAAUAGCUGAUGCAGAAGCCCUGCUGGACCUUGCUGCCAGUUUGGUAACAUCAGUAAGGUCCCAUUCAGUUAUGGGAAUUACGCCUUCUGAUUUUGUUGCUGGACUGCUGAAUAAGUUUGGAAAGCUAGGGGGGCCUGAUGAUGAGCAUGCCUCGUUGGACUGGGCUCAUCUUGGACGUGGCGCUUCUCAUAUUUUCAUGGUUGCUCCUGGAUGUGCCACAAUGGUUGGCCCCAUGAAGAUAGAAGUGAACCCACGAAGGGUGUGUAUUAGGAAAAAGAGGACUGCAAGACCUCGUGGAAGUUCUUGCCCUGAACAGCUUGCUGACCCCACAGAGAAAACAAAGAGUGAUACUGAUAAGAAUAUGUCUGCUAUAUUUAAUCUGCUGAGGAGGAAGAAAAAUGCAAAGCUUGAACACCUUGUUUUGAACAGGAUAUCAUUUGCCCAAACAGUGGAAAACAUCUUUGCCUUGUCAUUCCUAGUGAAAGAUGGCAGAGUUGAAAUCAAGGUGAAUGAUGAGGGGCAUCAUAUUGUCUAUCCAAGGAAUGCACCUGCUGCUAGCGCCAUUGCCUCAGGAAAAGUGAUCUACAACCACUUCGUCUUCAGAUUUGAUUUCAAAGACUGGAAGCUCAUGAAAGGGGUGGUUCCAGAGAGGGAAGAGCUUAUGCCGCACAGGUCUUCUCAGGAUGCACCUGGCAUAACAGCAAGCAGUCACCCUGAACCUGAGUUGUCCCAGCCCACACAGAGCGCACCGAUCAGGAAGCGAUGCAGGAAUCGGGGCCUGGUCUUGCAAGACGAGAUUGUUGCCACGGGCGCACGGGAAAUCACGGCAGGCAGGACAGUAGCCACAGGCGCGCAGCAAGUUGUGGAAGAUGAGGUGGCGGCACCCACGGGCCCAAAGGAAGCCAUGGAAGAUGAGACUGGAGCAGGGACGAGCGCGAGGGAAGUCAUGGACAACGAGAUGGUGGCCAAGUACACGAAGGAGAUCAAGCUGACGUACAAGCGUAGGUGCCUCUUCCAGGACCAGGAUUGAUGCCCCUGACUCGGCUGACCGUGGCCGAUGGUGCACAUACAUCUGUAGGUUAAGUAGAGAUGCGGCCCCUGCUCACUUAGCUUAGCUCAGAUGUGUUUGGGCUAAGCACCUACUCGGUGGCGUGGCGAGGGUAGUGGUGGCUUUUGGAAUGGUUCGGCCUGUCGCGUUGUUUUGUAUGUGCUUAAGGUUUUUGAUGUAUUUAGGACCGAGGCAGCCGUAGUCAAGAUGGUGGAUAACUGGAUACUUGGUUGCAACUUGCAAGGUUAAUGCUUAGUUCGAUGUUGGUUGAACGAGUUUGCUUGUACUAGUCUGGUGCUCUUGCUCUGAACUUCUGCUGAUGCAGGUGUUCUUGGUCUU
Molecule: messenger RNA, 1790 nt
Organism: Panicum virgatum (switchgrass)
Lineage: Eukaryota; Viridiplantae; Streptophyta; Magnoliopsida; Poales; Poaceae
Product: non-structural maintenance of chromosomes element 4 homolog A-like
Exons: 8
Coding region: 144-1433 (429 amino acids)
Biological process (GO): DNA repair
Cellular component (GO): Smc5-Smc6 complex; nucleus
Source: RefSeq, a predicted model, not a curated record